Trichoderma citrinoviride is the source of this 1641-nucleotide messenger RNA. Its product is annotated as amidase. The transcript has 5 exons. The record is from RefSeq and is a predicted model, not a curated record. Bases 1 to 1641 code for a protein of 546 amino acids. Lineage: Eukaryota; Fungi; Ascomycota; Sordariomycetes; Hypocreales; Hypocreaceae.
AUGGGUGACAACAUUAAGCAAAUCAACAUUUGGCAAGACAAAGCUUCUUCCGCUGCAGCCCGACGCGAUGCCAGUCUCGCCAAAGUCGAGCCCAAGCUUGAGGGCAUCCCCGAAGUUCUACCCCUCAGUUCCCAGGAGCUGCCAAAGUCCGUCUUGACGCCUCGGGAACUCGAAAUCACGGAGAAGUAUUCCGUCACAGAGCUGCUCAAGAUCCUCCGAGAGAGGAAGAUCUCAGUUGAGGAGGUGACGCGAGCCUUUUUGCGAAGAGCAGCGUUGGCCCAAGUUGCGACCAACUGUCUCACUGAGCUACUCUGGGAUCAAGCCAUCGCCCGUGCCAAGGAGCUCGAUGCCCUACCUGAGCCCAAGGGCGCUUUCUUUGGCCUCCCCAUCUCCACUAAGGAGCACCAUGGCAUGGUUGGCGAAAACGUCGUCACCUCUGCCUCAUUCGCCGCCUGGGUCGAUAAAAAACACGGUUCAAAUCUGCUCUACGACAUUCUGUACAGUGAAGGAUGCGUCUUUUUUGCCAGAACAACGCAGCCGCAAACGAUUAUGCACCUUGAGACGAGUAGCAAUGUGUACGGCCGGACUGUGAACCCGUACAAUCGCGAUCUGACACCCGGAGGAAGCUCUGGUGGCGAGUCUGCACUGGUCGGCAUGCGUGGAAGUCUUCUGGGUGUUGGUGGUGAUAUUGGAGGCAGUGUUCGGUGUCCAUCCGCUCAUGUCGGCAUCUACGGCUUCAAACCAACUGCGAAGCGCAUCUCUGUCUUUGGGCAGAGAGCCAACAUGGCCGGCAAGGAGACCAUCCUUUCCACUCCAGGACCGAUGACCGUCGAGCGCGAUGCUAUUGAGCUAUUCAUGAAGGUCGCCGUCGCUGCCGAGCCGUGGCGCAUUGAUCCAUCCCUUACAGUCAAGGAAUGGAAACCGUACCACUUCACGAAACCCCUCAAGAUCGCUGUGCAGUGGUGGGACGGCAUUGUCCAGCUUCAUCCACCCAUGAGGCGCGCAUUGGAAGAGGUUGUGGCCGCAUGUAAAAAGGCGGGCUUCGAGGUGGUUGACUGGAACUGCGAGUCUCUCGGUCAUGAUGAGGCCUGGGACAUCAUUUCGGGGCUCUAUUGGCCUGACGGUGGCGAGGAAGUCAUGAACCUGAUGAAUGAGACGGGGGAGCCCAUAUUGCCUCUGACGAAGUUCAUUAUCGAAGAACAGCCGAGCGUCAAGAAAAUGACUGUGCAUGAACUCUGGGAGAUUUGCGCUCGACGAGAUGCGUAUCGCGCAAGAUACGCCAAAGCUUGGACAGACACCGCAGCCAAUGGCGAACGUGAAGUCGAUGUCAUUCUGUGUCCUCCUUCGUUUGGCGCUGCCGCUCCUCACGAGCAGUCCCGCUACUGGGGCUACACUUCACAGUGGAACCUCCUGGACUACCCGGCUGUUGUCUUCCCCGUCACCACUGUUGAUCCUACCAAGGAUGUCAAGGACCCGAACUACGUGCCGAAGAACGAGAAGGACCGAUUCGUGUAUGAGAUGUACAGCCCGGAGAAAUAUGUCAACGCGCCGGUGAGCUUGCAGAUUGUUGGACGACGGCAAUAUGAUGAGAAAGUAUUGGCUGCGUUGGUGGAAAUCGAGCGGGCGAUGGGGAGACCAUGA